UUAUACUGGAGGAGUGUUUAGCAAAUUACCAAAAAAAAAGGUAUACAUACUGAAACAGAGACCUCAGCUACUUUCCUUAGCCCAGCGCCACCGGCCCACCACCGCACCACCGCCCACCCACCCACCCACCCACCCACAUCUGUCCCGCCGAUGUACCCGCAGCUCAUCACCGCGCACCCAAAAGCAAUGGUGGUGAAAUUCCCAUCUCUCCCAUUACUCCCCUCGAGAAAUCCUCCUGCAAUCUCGAACCCAAUUUUGCAGCGCCACCACUCCAUAAACCUCAAUCGUCAAAUUAAAUGCACAUCGGACAAUAACGACGGCGUUGGGAGCAAUAAGAACUGGGAAAAAUGGAUGCCCAGAAAUCUUUUCGCCGCCGAGAAAGUAUUCGGAGCAAUCUCCGGUGCAACAUCCAGCCCAAUCGCUCAGUACAUUUCUUCCCCCACCACUUUCCUGCACCGUGUCGAUCCCAGAAUCAAGAUGGCAUGGCUGCUAGCAUUGGUAAUAAUACCAGCAAAAUCGGAUACGGCGAUGCGUUUGGGAGUUGUGAUGUAUCUAGCCUUAUUGUCCGUCUGGGUUCAGCCUACCGACGUUUGGAAGGAUCAAUUGGGAAGAGUGAGUUUGCUGUGUGGUAUCUUGUUCGUUUUAUUGGGGUUGAGUACCGAUAGUGCCCCUUCCCUUUUAUCUUCUAGAAGCCCGCCAUCUUCCGUGACCUUAUUACCGAAUCUACCCUCGUCGUACGAAGGUUAUAAGUAUGUAAUAAUGAAGUUUGGUCCGUUACAACUCACCAGAAAAGGCUUAUCCGCCGCCACUACGGCAGCUUGUUUAACUUUCACCAUUUUCCAAAGUGCGAGUCUUUGCCUAACAACCACAACGCCAGAGCAGCUUGCGUUUGCUCUGCAAUGGUAUAUUCUUCCUUUGGCGAAAUUCGGUGUGCCCGUUUCUGAAGUCAUCCUCACUCUUUUACUGUCGUUGAGAUUUAUCGGUCUCGUGUUUGAUGAGGUCCGAAAUGUGGCACUUGGAAUUGUGUCUCGUAGAAUAGAAUGGCAGCAGUUGACCACACUCGAGACAAUUGACGUUUUCUUCACAUACAUUCGUCGGAUCUUCAAAAAUAUCUAUACCCAUGCCGCACAAAUUACGCAGGCAAUGAUUGUUAGAGGAUUUCGAGGCGACUGUGAUUCUCACCGAGUAUUAUUAUCAGCAGGCUCGUCUACGAUAAUUGCAAAUAUCGUUUCUUCGUCUUGCCUUGUCGGCCUCAUAUUUGCUGCCACUUUGCCAAGAUACAUCUACUUUUGACCACAUUAUUCUAGCUACAAAGUAAAUAACUCAUUAAAUUGUUGUAUUCGAUUAUUAAGAGUAAUACUAUUCAAUAUUUCAAUUCA
This is a messenger RNA of Erythranthe guttata (spotted monkey flower), 1379 nucleotides long. It is a transcript of the gene ABCI12, whose product is annotated as cobalt ion transmembrane transporter. Gene Ontology annotation, cellular component: chloroplast. The record is from RefSeq and is a predicted model, not a curated record. NCBI's taxonomy places the organism in Eukaryota, Viridiplantae, Streptophyta, Magnoliopsida, Lamiales, Phrymaceae.